AUGGAGGGUCUUCUCGCCGAGAUCAACAAGAAGAAAUCGAAGGACUUUGCGCCCGCAAAGCCAGAGGAGAAGUACCUCUCCCGCGGCGAGAAGGAGCGGCUGCGCGAGGAGGCAGAGCGUGCCGAGUGUGAGCGGCGUGAGGCGGAGCGCGAAGCAGCCAAGAAGCGCAAAGCCGAUGAAGCGCAGGAAGAGCGAGCAACGAAGAUGAGGAAGGAGGUGAGCUCGAGAUCUCCGUCGGAAGCUGACAAGCAGGCGGAGAAGUCGCGCUCGCAGGCUGCCGAGGCAGUCGCCGAUGACAGCGAGGACCGGUACGCGAUCAGUCCCGAGGAGUGCACUCGCCGACUGCGACUGUUCGGCGAGCCAAUCCGAUACUUCGGCGAGACAGAUUCUGAGCGGAAGAAGCGUCUGAAGGCGCUGGAGCUCGAGAGCGAGUCGCGCGGCGGGCUGAAGCAGGUCCAGAAUGACUUCAAGAAGGCGAAGGAGGAUCUCGACCGGCGAGAGCAGGAACGACGGGCGCGCGGUGAGGCGUCUGGAGCUGGAACACCUCAACCAUCGAGUAAAUCAGAGGAGAAGGCGAAGCAGUACACGUCCGAGCUGCUCGACCUCGAGCUCAUCAAGACCGACUUCAACAAGCUGCACCCCAUCAUCUUCUGGAACUUCAAAGCGCUCCUGAAGGAGUGGGAGGAGUAUCUGGAGGCGCGUCCCGAGGACGUUAAGAAGAGCGCGGCGGGGAAGCUUGCGUCCACGACACAGCUGCAGAGCGCGCAGAACCUGAAGCCGUUGUUCAAGAAGCUGCGCAACCGCGAUCUCGACAACGACGUUGUCAUCUCGCUCGCGGAGAUCGUGCACUUUGUCCAGAAACGCGAGUACCGCAACGCGAACGACAGCUACCUCAAGCUCUCGAUCGGUAAUGCCGCCUGGCCGCUCGGUGUCACGAGUGUCGGUAUCCACGAGCGUUCGAGUGAUUCGAAGAUCACGCACAACGUCGCGCAUGUCCUCAACGACGAGGUCAGCCGAAAAUACAUCCAGGCCGUCAAGCGGUGA
Molecule: messenger RNA, 1044 nt
Organism: Trichosporon asahii var. asahii CBS 2479
Lineage: Eukaryota; Fungi; Basidiomycota; Tremellomycetes; Trichosporonales; Trichosporonaceae
Product: pre-mRNA splicing factor
Exons: 1
Coding region: 1-1044 (347 amino acids)
Biological process (GO): RNA splicing; generation of catalytic spliceosome for second transesterification step
Cellular component (GO): U4/U6 x U5 tri-snRNP complex; U5 snRNP; U2-type post-spliceosomal complex
Source: RefSeq, a predicted model, not a curated record